AUGCCGAAUAAUAUCGAGCGAGAUUCGUCUCGCGAGGGGGACAGAAUGCUCAAACAUCAACACUCCAUCUCAUCCGACCAAGGCAGCCGAGCGUUGAUUCCCAUGUGGGACAGCUCAGAUCCCGAACGUGCACCUCCGCCGUUGCCCCUGAACCCACAGUCACCGAGCUUCUCCUCGCGGACGGGCACCAGCACCGCCAUCCAGUCGGCCCAUGCUGCCUUGAGCGAGCGUGCGCGGGACAGCGUGGCGCUCGUGCCAAGCCUGGCCAAGCGAGUCCACGACGGAUCGCCCGAGAAGACGGUGAUGAGGGCCUCGUCGCACCGUCGCAUGCAGUCGCUGCAGCCGGGGGGCACCGUUCGUGAUUUGAGCCUCAUGAUCGAGGGCGGACGGAGCACCCCUGGCUCGCCGGUACGGGCAAACGACCGACCCUCGACCCCGACACAUAUGCAAACCCACCUGAGGGAGAGUGCCCUCGAGCCUCGACGCAGGGACAGCGAGACGGCAGUGCCUGGCCUCGGACCGACCGUGGCGCCUGUCAUCCGGCCCUCCGUACGACGACCGCCUCCCCAGAGCAUACUGGGCGAAAACACGCCACCUCAGUCGUCCACCAUGUUGGCGUUGCAAGCGAUGGGCAGCCAGCAGCCAUUGAGGGAGGGAGAUGCGUCCCUCUCCAACGUCGCCAACGCUGCGCUGUCCGCCCAAGGUCCCCACACGCUCGAGGGCCUGUCUGGACAGAUCCUGAGCCUCACCGUCAUUGCCCAGACGCUGCAGAAAGAGCUGUCGCAGCUGAGCCGGCGCAGCCGCGACAACGCGACGGAUUUGAUGAGCCUCAAGGAAGCGACAAACACGAGAGACGAAGACAUACGGAGGAGCCUGCGCGAUUUCAUCGGAACCUGGAGCGACGCCUCGAGCAGAAUUCCCUCGCGCGAGCAGUAUGGUGGGCUUUUCAUCGACAACAAGCCGCACUCGACGUCCCCCAACGCGCCGGGGUUCCAACUUCCGCGGAUACCGUCCCCCAAGAGCUUCGUCGAGUCCAUCGACUGCCGGUCCAUGAGCACGCCGUCCCUGUCGGGCGUCGACGGAUCAGCCUCCCAUGCCAUCCUCGACAAGAUUCUGCGCAGUCUCGGAACCAAGGAAGGGCAAGAAUCGCUGGCCGGACUCUUGCACGAGCUGUCCGAUAAGAUGUCGGGAAUGGCGACGGCGACCAUGGUCGAGGAGCUGGUGCAGUACGUUCGCGAGCAGCCCAAGUCAGCCAUCGUCACCGAGGUUGUCCCCACUCGAUCUCGCGGCGAAGGCGGCGAGGAGAUGGAGAUGGCCUGUUGCCCACCUGACGGCAGGUCCAUGAAGGACAAGACGGAACGCCUGCUGCAGAGCGGCGACGACAGGACAUUGCUGGCCGUACCCUCAAGUCGAGGAGCUGAUCUCCUGAACGAAGACCUCAUCAAAAUAAUUCGCUCCGUCAAGGACAGCGUCACCCAGGGCGGUGGGCUGACGGCCGAGGUCAAGGCCCUUGUCCGCGAGCUCCGCGGUGAAGUCUUGGGUAUGGGCCGUGAACUAGGCAAGCGACUCGAAAGUAUGGACGUCAAGUCUUUUGAUGAAACGGACAUCCCUAGCAAGGACGACGUGUCACGAGUCAUCGACGAAGGUCUCGAGCAGAUGAAGGAACAACUCAACAACGUGCUGCGCGAGCACCGCCGCCAGUCCCAGGCCUCAGCUCAGUCGCAAAAGCCUAUGGUCGACUAUCAGGAGAUCUACAACGCCAUGAGGGCGGCCCUGAGGGACAACGAAGCCUCUCGAGGCGACGACAUGCCCGACCUCCGCCGCGAGGACGUCAUCGAAGCCGUGCGAGAUGCUUGGGAAAACUACAAGCCCGAGAUUGAAGUGCAGCAGCUUGGCCUUGAGCGCGACGAGGUCCUCACCGUCCUCAAGGAAGGCAUACAGGAGUACAUGCCUCGCGACGAGCAGGAGACGCCGGCCGGCGCCACGAGAGACGAGGUAUUCCAGGCCGUCGUCGAGGGGCUGAAGCACUUCGUCCCGCCACGGAUUGACACGCCCGCCAACAUCUCGAGGGACGAAAUCAUCGAAGCAGUCCGUGACUGCUUGGAGGAGUUUGAGUUUCCCGUCGCCGCCUCCGCCGUCGGCCACGAAAUGACGCAUGAGGACAUGGUGCAUGCCGUGAGGGAAGGGCUCGAAGGGCUCGAUCUUCCCCGGGCCGAUGCCCUCGGCGCCCACGCCGCCGACCACGAGGAAGUCCUGUCUCGCCUUGGCGACGUGACGGAGUACAUGAAGCUCGAGUUCAAGGCAGUCUCGGAAGAGGCGAAACAGAACGUCGCCGCCAACGGACGAGACACGGAGCAGCUCCUGGAUGCCACCAAGGAUGGCUUGGAAAACCUGCGCGUGGCCAUUGAGAGCUACGUUGACCGCGCUACCGGUGUCGCCGGACAGGAAGAAUUCAUGGCCUCGCUCUCGCGAACGGUGGAGGAACUCAAGGAGGACCUCUCUCUUGCCGUUUCCGAGGCCAACGACAGCUCGCGAGAGCAACUUCAGACCGAGCUCGAGGGCCUGCGAGACGUCGUACACUCCUCCAUGGUGCCCGCCGCGUCACCGACUCCCGGCGGCAGCAGCCAGGAAGUGCUCGAGGCUCUGCACAACGGCCUCAGCAACCUCCGACAGGAAAUCCUUCGACCCCGGCCCGAGACGAGCGAAAUCCUCGACGCCAUUCACGACGGACUGAACGAUCUCCGGGCGGGCAUCGACAGGGUGACAAACAGACCUGUCGACCUCACGGCCAACGACGAAAUCCUCGACGCGCUCAGGUCGGGCCUCGACUCUGUCAAGUCGGACAUCGAGACGCUUCGCGAUGGCAGCAAUGACAGGGCCGUGGCGGCCGUCAGCAACAUCGCACCUGAGCAGGCCAUCAUCCCCGUGGACACGGUGAAGCGGGACGACAUCAAGAAGCUCGAAAUCCUCAUCACCCAGCUUCGAAUCAAGGUCGAGGCGAUGGAGCCCAAUACGGAGAGCGAGAGCUUGCACAAGAGCGACCUAUCACAUCUCGAGGACAUGCUUCAAAGCGUGCGAGAGGGUGUCGAGGAGCUCUCCUCCCGAGAACCACCGUCGGCGGCGGCGAACGAAGAGAGCGCUCGCGCGAUCCCUCUACACGCCGAUGCGGCAACCAAGGAAGAUAUGGAGGCGAUCGAGACGAUCCUGCGCAACACCAAGGCGCGCCUGGAGGAUCUGUUCGACGGCGAGCAGGUUGUCCGCAAGGAGCACCUCGACUCGGUAGAAGCACUGGCUCACGAGACGAGGGAAACCGUAGGCUCCAUGGCCGAUCAGCUUGACGUCAUCUCGCACAAGGUAGACCUCACAGCUCUCGAGACCCUCCUCGCCAACCUUCGGGUCGGACUUGGCGAGCUGAAAGAGCGGGUGGAAAGGGGCUUCACGGAUGACGACGGGGCCACAAAGACAGACGUCGAGGCAGUCGAAACGGUCGUUCUCGAAAUCAAGACUGCCUUUGAUGCAUUGGCGGCCACCGACUUCGCCUCACUAUCAAGCAAGGACGACGUGUCCAGUCUCGAGGCAAUGGUCAAGGAGGUGAAGGAGAAGCUCGAGGAACACGCGGAAUCGUCGACGAAGGCGCUCGACGACCGGCAAGCCGAGAUCGUCGGCGUCGCCGACCGCGUGACCGACGUCAAGAGCUUCCUCCAGGAGUUCCAAGAGACUGUCAAGGACAAGCUCGACUCGGGCUCCACCGGCGUUGGGGCACUCGGCACGCUCCUCGAGACGAUGGGCGAGAAGAUGGACAAGAACGGAACCGUCGGCCAAGACCUCAAGGAGAUGCUGGGUACGAUGAAGCUGCAGCUCGAGGAGUCCAAGGAAGUCGUCGUCGGCGCUCGGCUCGAGUCCAACGAGAAGCUCCAAGAGGCGACGGAGUGCAUCGGGACGAAAUUCGACGACAAGAUGACGCAGCUCAUCGCGAAGUACGACGAGUUCAAGGAAGCGAUGGAUGAGAAGGCGGCGGCCGGGGAAGCCCGUGAUCUCGAGACGGAAGCAGCUGUGGUCGGAACCAAGGCGGUGGCGGACGAACUGAAGCUUCUCAUCGACACGCUAGGCUCGACCGUGACCGACUCGCUCGAGAAGAUGGAGGAAGCGUCCAAAACGGUGUUCAGCAAGGUCGAAGACCUCGCCAGCCGUGCGGACGAGAGGUAUACGGAUGGAAAGUCGGAGCACCAGCAGACGAGGGAUCAGAUGCAGCAGACGGCGAGCAUGGUAGAGGGUCUGCAGGGUGACGUCAAGGAGUUCCAGCCCCAGAUUCUCGAGGCCGUCAAGGACAUCCUGCUUCUCGUCGGCGAGCAUUUCGAGCACUCCAAGGCAUCGACGACGGAGCUCCAGGACAGGAUUGUGGAGUCGAAGGUGCCGGAGCAGCCGAUGUUGCCUCCUCCGGAGAAAUACGACGACUCGGAAGUGCAGGAGAAGCUGAACCAGCUGGUGGAGCAAAGGUACGACGACAGUGAGGUGCGGGAGACGCUCGGCAAGCUUAUGGAGAACCGGUACGACGACUCGGUGCUGCGAGAGAAGAUCGACAGGCUCGCCGAGGACAAGUACGACGACGGCGGCGUACACGAGAAGCUCGACAGCAUCGUCGACCACAACGCGUCGGCGGCGCAGGCCUUGAGCCAGCUGGCGACGCUCGACAAGGUGCACCAGUCGGUGGUGAAUACGGCGACGGAGAUAUCCGAGUUCCUCCGCCACCAGAGCCAGCGCAUCGCGGACGAGCACGAGGACCGAGAGCAGACGCUGCAGGAAACGGCUGUCGCGCUCGAGCGAAACCUCGCGGAGAAAGAGCAGGCGGAGGCGUCGGUGUCCAGUCUCAGGGAGGAGGAGGAGAGGCUCCGGAAAAGCGUGCUGACGUUGCGGACGGAGCAGGAGAGCCUCAUCCGACAGAAGACGCGGCUCACGGGCGACGUCUCCUCACUCGAGACGGCGAUGCGCCUUCGAAAGGAGGCGCUGGCGGACAUGGAGCACCGGGCCGAGAGGCUGGAGCGUCGGAUCGUGGACGGCGUCAUGGACCACUCGCGCGUUCUUCUCAUGUCCAAGAGCGGCAAGGAGCGCGACAGGAUGAGCCGGAAGCGGGUCAGGAAGGCGGCCGGCGACGAGGUCGAGGCGAUGAACAAGCCCCGGCCUUCGGCGGUGGUCAACAUGGCGCUCGUGGCGAAGCGAAACCUCGCGUCGCCGACGGCGCUGAACGGAGCGUCCCGUCGAAUCGCCUCCCUGAGCCAGAUGAACAAUGGCACACCCUCCAGCGGGGUCAAGCGGAGCCAGAGCGUGAGGACGGCGGCGGGCAUGCACACGAUACGGAAGAGCACCUGGGGUGGCGGUCUCGCUAAGGCCUUGGACGUCGAGGACAAGGAGAACGCGGGCGUAAGGGAGACGGUGGAGGAGCUCGAGGAGCCCACGACACCUCGACCGUGGCACGACGGUGGUGUCAGCAGCCAGUUCGCGAGCGACUUCGCGACUGAGGAAGCGACGGUGGUCGACUCCAUCGUCGAUGCCGACGAUGACGGUGACGGCGACAACCACAGCGAAACCGACACGCUACGUCGGAGCAGCGCCGGCACGACGGUUCUCACCUCGACGAGCUCGGGCCGCUACACGGAAUCCGAGACCGGCUACAGCGCGUACGACGACGAGGGCAGCGUGUACAGCGACUACAGCGAGAGCGUCGUCGGCGUCGAGGCUGGCGGUGAAAACGGCGUCGUCGUGUACGGACAGUAG
Drechmeria coniospora is the source of this 5772-nucleotide messenger RNA. RefSeq lists its product as uncharacterized. The coding region runs from base 1 to 5772 and encodes 1923 amino acids. The record is from RefSeq and is a predicted model, not a curated record. NCBI's taxonomy places the organism in Eukaryota, Fungi, Ascomycota, Sordariomycetes, Hypocreales, Ophiocordycipitaceae. The transcript is spliced from 2 exons.